AUGUCAGUCGAAACAACUUAUCAAAAAAAGACACAACUUGAACAUAUUUUAUUGAGACCAGAUACUUACGUAGGUUCCAAUGAAUACCAAGAUGAAUAAAUGUGGGUUCUAGCAGAUGACGGAUCAUCUUUUGAAAACAGACAAAUAAAGUAUGUCCCAGCUCUUUAUAAAAUCUUUGAUGAAAUUCUUGUCAACGCAGCUGAUAACUAUUAGAGAGAUAAGAGAAUGAAAAGAUUAGAUGUAAUUAUUGAUCAAAAGAACAAUUGUAUUUCAAUCCUAAACGACGGAAAAGGAAUUCCUGUUUAGAUUCAUAAAGAAUAUAAUAUUUAUGUUCCAGAACUUAUUUUUGGACAUCUUUUGACUUCUUCAAAUUAUAAUGACGAAGAAAAAAAAGUUGUAGGAGGUAGAAAUGGUUUUGGUGCAAAGCUUACCAAUAUAUUUUCAACUAAGUUUAUUGUAGAAUCAGCAGACUCUAAAAACAAAAAGAAAUUUUAAAUGACUUGGACAAAAAACAUGUCUGAAUAAUCUGAACCACAAAUAUCAAGUUAUACCGAAAGCGACUACACAAAAAUCACUUUUUACCCUGACUUAAAGAAAUUCCACAUGAAAGAACUAGAAAAGGAUAUUGUUGACUUGAUGAAAAAAAGAGUAUAUGAUAUGGCUGGUGUCAUUGGCGGCUCUGUUAAAGUAUCAUUAAAUGGAGAAAGAAUUUCAAUAAGUUCAUUCUCUGAUUAUUGCGAUUUUUAUUUAAAGAACCAAGGUGCAGAAGUAAUUAAGGUAUCAGAUAAUAAAGGUACCAAUAAUUAAAGAUGGGAAGUUAUAGCAAGUUUAUCAGAGGGCUAAUUCUAAUAAGUUUCAUUUGUUAAUUCAAUUUGCACCUCAAAGGGAGGUACUCAUGUUAACUACAUAACUGACUAAAUCACUGAAAAAUUGAUGGAAACUUUGAAAAAAAAGGAGAAAAGUCUUAACAUUAAGUAAUUUUAGGUUAAGAGUCAUUUAUGGAUUUUCGUUAAUUGCUUGAUUGAGAAUCCCUCUUUCGAUACUUAAACUAAAGAAACACUAACUUUAAGAUAAUAAAGCUUCGGUUCAACCUGUGAAGUUUCUGAAAAGUUUAUCAAAGAACUCUUAAAAUCAAAUAUUAUUAAUCAUAUCCUCCUUUAAGCUAGAGCUAAAGAGUAAGCAAAGAUGGCUAAAACUUUGUCUGCUAAAAAGCAAAGUAGAUUAUUAGGAGUUCCUAAGCUGGAAGAUGCAAACGAUGCAGGUACAAGAAACGCUGAAAGCUGUACACUAAUUAUAACAGAAGGUGAUUCUGCCAAAGCUUUAGCUAUGAGUGGUAUUGAAGUUGUUGGAAGAGAUAAAUUUGGUGUCUUCCCAUUAAAGGGUAAAAUGUUAAAUGUAAGAGAUUCUACAAGCAAGCAAAUUACAGAAAAUUUAGAAAUCUAAAAUAUCAUCAAGGUAAUGGGUAUGAAGCUAAAUACAAACUAUGAUAAUGUUAAAAGUUUGAGAUAUGGAUCAAUUAUGAUUAUGGCUGAUUAAGAUCACGAUGGUUCCCAUAUCAAAGGUUUAUUCAUUAACUUUAUAUAGAAUUUUUGGCCCAGCUUGUUCUAAAUGGAUGGUUUUCUUAAAGAAUUUAUUACACCAAUCGUGAAAGUUAGAAAAGGUAAUUAAUCAAUAAGCUUCUUUAGUAUUCAAGACUUUAAAAGAUGGAAAAGCACAUGCCCAAACUAGCAUUUAUGGAAAAUUAAGUAUUACAAAGGUCUUGGUACUUCAACCGAUUAAGAAGCCUAAGAAUAUUUUGGAAAUAUAAACAAGCAUGUCAUUAGUUUUAAAUACAAUGGUAAGGAUGAUGAAGAUGCUAUUGAUUUGGCUUUUAAUAAGAAGAGAGCUGAAGACCGUAAAAAAUGGUUAGUUAAAUAUGACCCAGAAGAAAAUGUUGACCACUCAUAAAAACAUUUGACAUACAAAGAUUUUGUUAAUAAGGAGCUAAUUAAUUUUUCUAAUUCUGAUAAUGCAAGAUCUAUUCCCAGCCUUUGUGAUGGUUUAAAGCCUGGUUAAAGAAAAAUUCUUUUUGCAUGCUUUAAGAGAAACUUGAAGAAUGAAAUUAAAGUAGCUUAGUUAUCUGGUUAUGUAGCUGAACACUCCGCUUAUCACCAUGGUGAAUAAUCUUUAGAAUCUACCAUUGUAGGUAUGGCUUAGAGUUUCGUUGGUACAAAUAACAUCAAUUACCUCAUGCCUAUAGGUCAAUUCGGUUCUCGUAACAUGGGAGGAAAGGAAGCUGCAUCUGCAAGAUAUAUCCAUACUUGCUUAAAUAAAAUUACUCGUUGUGUUUUCCCUGAGCCAGACGAUCAUAUUCUCUACUACCUUGAAGAUGAAGGAUAAUAGGUAGAACCUAUUUAUUACCUUCCUAUCAUCCCUACAGCUCUUUUAAAUGGUGCUGAUGGUAUCGGUACAGGUUGGUCUACUAGUAUUCCUUGCUAUAACCCAAGAGAAUUAGUUGAUUCAAUUGAAAAAAGAAUGAUGGGAGUUCCCUUUACUGAUUUAUUGCCAUGGUACAAAGGUUUCACUGGUGAAAUUUCUAAUAACGAAAAAUCUUAAAUUACUGUUAGUGGAAAGUACCAUUUAGUAAAUGAAACAACAAUAGAAAUUACUGAAUUACCUAUUAAGAAAUGGAUUAGAGAUUAUAAGAACUUUUUAGAAGAGAAAUUAGAAUCUACUAAAGAUAAGGAUCCCGAAAUUGAAGAUAUUAAGGAAUAUCAUGCUGGUAAUAGAGUGCAUUUUGUAGUUAAAAUGAGCGAAAAGCAAAUGGAAAAAGUAUAAAGGGAAGGUAUUGACAAAUACUUCAAAUUAUAAUCAACUAUUCCUACUACAAACAUGGUUUUAUUCAAUCAUGAAGGAAAACUUACUAGAUAUGCUAAUAUUUGCGAAAUUAUGGAAGAGUUUUAUGAAGUUAGAUUAAAUGCAUAUAAAAGGAGAAAGGAAUAUUUGGUCUCUAAAAUCGAACGUGAUUUAGAAAUUCUUUCUAAUAAAAAAAGAUUCAUUUUAGCUGUCAUAAAUGAAUCUAUUAGAGUAAGAAACGCUAAGAGAAAAGACUUGAUCAAAGAACUAAGCGUCUAAGGUUACGUCUAAAUGAAAGAUAUGCCAAAAAUUAAAUCAAGUAAGCUUACAAGCUAACUUGAAUAAGAAUAAAAUUAAGAUAGUAAUGAAGAAAAUUUUGAAACUAAUCCUAAUGAGAUUAAUGCUAAAGAGUAUAACUAUCUCCUUAGUUUGCCUAUGUGGAGCUUGACUUAUGAAAAAGUUGAAGAGAUAAAGUAAGAAUAAAAAAAUAAGUAGGACGAGUUAGACAAGCUUGUUGCUACUGAAGUUAUUGAUAUUUGGAAAGAAGAUCUUAAAAACUUCAUUGAAUGCCUUGAUUAAAUUGAGGAAGAAGAAGAUGAAGAAAUGCGUAAAAGAAUGAAGAAACAAAGCAACUCUAAAGUUAAAUAAGGCAGUACAGCUAGUUCUAAGUUAAAGAAAAAACCAACCAAGAAGAAAUAAGAUAGUGACGAUGAUGACGAUGAUGCCAUGGAUAUAGAGGAAGAUGGAGAUGGAUCAGAUUUUGAUACAGGCAAGAAAAAAUAGAAGAAAAAACCUUCAUCAGCUCCUUCUUCAUAAGCAGGACCUAAGGGAAAGAUCGGUGAUUAUAAACCUAAUUUGUCUUAAGAUACAGGAAUAAGCAGUAAAACAAAUAAAAAUAAUUAAAAUACUCUCGGGUUUAUCAAAUAGUAAGCUCCAAUUACUACUUAAGUUAAGACUCAACCAGAAGUCAAAAAACCAGUAGAUCCUUUGCUUGAAACUUUAGAAAAAUAUACUUUCAAGAAAGAAAAUACUUAAACAUAAAAAGAAGAAAAUAAUACAUAAAAUUCAGUUAUAUCUUAAAUACUUUCAUAAAACUAUUCUCUAUCACUUGAAGAGAGACUUAAAUUGAGGGCAGGGGAAAACUCAUAAAAUUUGACUCAAUAAACAAAUGGAUUUUCCUAAUAAGUAAAUACAUAAUAAGACUAUAAUAACUUGGGCAAUAAAGAUGAAGAAGAAGAAGAUGACCUUCUCUUUAACUUCAAAAAAGAAAAGAAAGAGAAAUAAUCAACUGAUAUUUUUGAUGAAUUAGAUGAUCUUGAUGCACUUUUUAAUGAAAAACGCUAAGGAGCAGACCUCGAAAAUGAAGAAGAGUAGCUGACCAAAAAAAGAGUUCUGAAUGAAGGAGAACCAAAAAGUAUAGCUUAAAAUAAAAAAUAAACAAAAGAAAUAAAUGAUGAAGAUCUUGAAUAUAAUUUGUUUAAGGAUGAAAAGCCAAAGUAAAAAAAGCCUCCUGCUACUGCUGCUUCAAAAUCAAAGAAAGUGAUAAAUAAAAAUGAAGAUGAUGAUGAAGACUUUAAUGAUGAUUUAUCAGAAGAUGAAAAACCAAAGAAGAAAAGGUCCAAUUAAACUUAAUCAAAAACCAAAAAAUAGAAAAAUGAAAGUGAAGAUGAAGAUUUUAAUAGCAAAGAAUCUGAUGAAAAACCUAAAUAAAGAAAAUCUAAUUCUAACUCAUAAAAAGCAAGGAAACCUAAGAAAAUGAGUGAUGAUGAGGGAGAAGAAGAUGAUGAUUUUAUCAUACCUGAUGAGGAUUCUGAUGAAGAAAAACCUAAGAAGAGAAAGAGUAAUGCAACAAAACCUAAAAAUAAUAAAGAAGAUAAAGAUAAUCAAAAGUCUAAAAAAAAUAGAACCGAUUCACCAAAACUUAAAAUAACAAAUUCAGAAGAUGAAGAUGUUGCUGAAUUAAAGCAAAAUGAAGUUUUAUAAACCAGAACAAGAGGUAAAAGAAACCCAAUUCCUCGUAAAAUGAUCAUUGAUAAUUCUGAUGAAGAUUUCAGUGAAGAGGAAGAAUUUGGAAAUAGCAAAAAGAAAUCAGUAAAUAGUAAAAGCCAAAAAAAAUAAAAAGACGAUGAAUCAUCGGAUGAAUGCUAUUUCUGA
Molecule: messenger RNA, 4989 nt
Organism: Tetrahymena thermophila SB210
Lineage: Eukaryota; Ciliophora; Oligohymenophorea; Hymenostomatida; Tetrahymenidae
Product: DNA topoisomerase IV
Exons: 15
Biological process (GO): resolution of meiotic recombination intermediates; DNA topological change; sister chromatid segregation
Cellular component (GO): nucleus
Molecular function (GO): ATP binding; DNA topoisomerase type II (double strand cut, ATP-hydrolyzing) activity; DNA binding
Source: RefSeq, a predicted model, not a curated record